Monopterus albus (swamp eel) is the source of this 1835-nucleotide messenger RNA. Its product is annotated as kelch repeat and BTB domain-containing protein 11-like. The coding region runs from base 311 to 1075 and encodes 254 amino acids. Gene Ontology annotation, molecular function: protein binding. The record is from RefSeq and is a predicted model, not a curated record. Lineage: Eukaryota; Metazoa; Chordata; Actinopteri; Synbranchiformes; Synbranchidae. The transcript has 2 exons.
UCACUGAACGUCUUUGUGUCCGCAGACUCCUCCGGGGCUCUGCAGCAGGGAGAGGCUGCAAACCUCUCCAGACAGCAGGCUGGCAUUCCCGGCUUCAACAAACCACCGCACCCCGCUUUCCGAGACAAGAGACGGAUCUAGGGUGUGUGUGAAGAGGAGGAGUGCUGCUCAGACUUGGAGCAACAGAGAAUAAAGGAGAAGAGGUGGAGUAAAGGGGCGUUUAUUGUGGCGAGAAGAGAAAAGAAGUCUGGGUCUCCAGAUGCAUAAUUGGCUCUGACAGUCGAUCUGAUCCGCCACAGAUCCGGAGGAAAUGGAGGCCAGUGAGGGUGAAGAGUCGGGGAUACCCGCCAGGGAUCUUCCUUCACACCUCGGCUCAGCAGCUCCAGACAUGUCGCAACAGAUCAGCGCAGAAAACUGCUACGAGGUUCUGACAAAAGCCAAGAGCGAGGGCGCGGAGGACGUGAAGGAGCGGGUCUACCGCUACAUGAGUGACCACUACCUGCAGGUGUUGCGGACCCCCAGGAUGUACGGCCGGCUGACCGCAGGGGAGAGGGAGCUCAUCUUGGCCCGGAGGAUGGAGGGGACGAAGGUGCUGGCGGUGGCCGAGAGCAGCGACGUGUACGACCGCGGGGGGAGCCAGGAGAACAGCCGGUCGCAGAGCCCGCUGCUGCCAUCGGGGUCGCUCUUCUCCCGCCUGCUGCGGUACGACCCCCGGCGGGACGAGUGGGAGGAGUGUCCGUUCAACGAGAGCCGGGGGCGGUCCACGGACAUGGUGGCGCACCGCAGCCUUGUGUACCGCUUCGACGUGGACCGGGAGCGCGCGGGAGUGACCGUGUACAAGUACAACACGGUGGUGAAGGUGUGGCACGGUGGCGCGUCCUUCCCGCUGGACAACCCGCUGCCGUUCCGCUGCGCGAUGCUCGGGGACCUGAUCUACUGCGUUAACCGGAGCCAGAUGCUGCAAUUCGAGGUGCGGGAGGAGCGUGAGGGCUUCCUCCCGGAGGUGCUGCGCUCCCCCGCAGAGGCCAGAGGAGCCCUGAUGCCUUUCAUCCUGUGCCUGAACCUGGACAAAUGAUUUUUCCUGGGACAAACCCUCCUUUGGUCCAGGACUGAGACUAAAAUGUGCUAAACGACCAGGUGAACCUGCCUCCUCUUCCUCAUUUGGAGUCUGUGCCUUUUUUAUUUUAACCCGUGAAGCUCUGGUUUUACCCAAAGUCGCGGAAAUGUUUACACUUGUUGCUGCAUGAAAACCAGAUGUUCGCCUACAGAUUAGACAGAUGCCUCUACUGAACAUGAACCUGAACUUAAAAGAUGUGUAAACCUAAACCCCGCCCACCUGCUUCGAAAUCACACAGGUAAAACAAAUUCAUGUUACCUGCACAUGAGAGCAUCCUCUCCAGUGUGACGUCAUGGUCUCCUGACCAGGUUCGGGUAUUUUUGGGUCCACAUGACACAACCAGUUAAACAGACACGAAUCUCAUCAGAUGAAAUGAGCAGUAACAACCACAGAGGGACUGAAUUUGAUGAUGAUGAUGAUGAUGAUGAAUAUGGUGGUUUAUGUUACCAGAACUCAGCUCAGCAUACAAACCAACGCUGACGUCACUUCCUUGUCUGGUUCCUAGCAUGUGUUUGUACUUUGCACAGUUCGGACAAGAGAACGUCCUUUAGCCACCGAACUGGAGCAAAAACACUGGUGAUAAUCAAACUGGCAGUGGAAACAAGGCGGCGCGCGCCUGGAGCAGCCGCGCACGGUGCAUCUGACUGUUAGAACAGGACAUUCACGUUUUGUAAAUAAAGUUUAAAGUCUGUUUCAAGUAUCAGAAAUAAAAGUAUUG